Molecule: messenger RNA, 1422 nt
Organism: Aspergillus candidus
Lineage: Eukaryota; Fungi; Ascomycota; Eurotiomycetes; Eurotiales; Aspergillaceae
Exons: 6
Coding region: 1-1422 (473 amino acids)
Biological process (GO): regulation of DNA-templated transcription
Cellular component (GO): nucleus
Molecular function (GO): DNA-binding transcription factor activity, RNA polymerase II-specific; transcription cis-regulatory region binding
Source: RefSeq, a predicted model, not a curated record
AUGACCUGUCUUACCUAUAAUACUUUGUUACAGCCGAGCCCUGUCCCCGAACCGCCCAACGAUUUUAUCACGCGGAGACUUCUGAAUAUCACAGAAGGUGAAGGACUUCUCCUCAAGUUCCGUACUGACCUAAUGCCCCUCUUUCCCUUCGUCAUAUUACCCGAAGUGAGCUUUGCCGAACCUCGCAAUGAGUCUCCCUUCCUCCUCUUGUGCAUAAUGACCGCUUGUCUCGAGCACAAGCCCGCUCUGCAGCAGAAAUUAGAAUUAGAAGCCCGAGCUGUGGUCUCUACCCGCAUAGUAAUGAGCAUGGAGAGGGACAUGGAUUUACUGGGGGGUUACUGGUUCAUAUCGCUUGUGUACUUGCUUCUUCAGAUGGCCAUGACUAUCGUUGUUGGGUUGGGCCUUGAUAGACACGACAACUUUAGCAUGCAACGUAUCUCUCGUUCUGAAAAACAGACGGAGGAGUCACAAGGGACAAGCGCUCUAUUUGACUCCGGACGGACAACGUGCCUUCUUCCGCGUGCCUUCUUAGGAUGCUACUACCCAUUGCUAUUAACUAACAAGACAAAGACCUCCAUAUUCCGGCGACAGCUAACCAUGAAACAUACAGACUGGGUCGAGUGUUGUGCCCAUAGCUUAGGGCAAAGGGCCGAGUAUCCGUAUCCCACGGACCAGUCUCUAAAGGCGCUAAUUGAGAUACAAGCGCUUGUCCAGAAAUCGGAGCGAGAAGAUGAAGAUCCUACCCACGAGAUGAGCAAGGACGAACUCUUCCAGUCUAUAGACUUACUGGAGAAUCGAAUCGAGCGCCUUCUCGCACAGGGACCACAGUUCAAUACCUGGUCUCUGCGUCUCGAGCUCAACGCAACUCCUGUCCUUGUUCUCGGCCAUACCCUCCGCCAACAAAGGGAUGUCCAUGCUCAACAUGAACAUGAGAAACAGCACUUCCUCACCAUCGCGCGCUCCGCGCUCAACAUCGUAACGGUAUUCCUCGCAUCACCAGCUUCAGUCGCACGCAAUCUCCCCAUGUCCAGCUACACAACCAUCUGGUACGGCCUUCUCGUGUUAUCAAAGCUGAGCUUGCUCUCAGACACCACAACAAAAGACAAGACAGUCGAAGUCCAUCACAAAGAUAUUCAUGAUCUUGGCCUUGCCGUUUUGCAGAAAAUGGAGGCAAUGUCGCGGGGAGAUGAUCCCCAUUCAGUACGAGAUCGAGGAAAUACGUCAAUUGCCCGGGACGCUGAGAACGCGAAUACUUUACAACAAUCUGUACCGGAGGAUCCCUUUGGUGACAAAGAGCCUGCUGCAGCGGUGACUGAAGAUUGCGAUGCUACUGUAUGGCAACAGAUGGUGCAAGAUUUGACCUGGAUAGGAUGGCCGGUGGAGCAGCAGCAGUCCGCCGUAGAUCUAGCUUACAUGCCUUGA